Messenger RNA from Myripristis murdjan (pinecone soldierfish), 1136 nucleotides. RefSeq names its product regulator of G protein signaling 19 (gene rgs19). The record is from RefSeq and is a predicted model, not a curated record. NCBI's taxonomy places the organism in Eukaryota, Metazoa, Chordata, Actinopteri, Holocentriformes, Holocentridae. The transcript is spliced from 5 exons. The coding region runs from base 263 to 964 and encodes 233 amino acids.
CCUGCCGCUCUCUCUCUCUCUCUCUCUCUCUCUCCCUCUCUGUCGUCUUAGACAGUCUGCUUCUUCUUCUCUCUCUCUCGUCUGUCUUUAUUGGACUAAAGCCGCGGGGAUCGAUGGAGCGAUUAGCGAGAGACUGACACCCUGAAACUCGGCGGGACUCGCUUCUUGGUUCGUUCGUUCGCUCACUUCUCCAUCGCUGAUCCAUCGCUUUACCUUUGGUGAGCUUCCCUGCUGGCCGGUUUCUGCGUACUGUCCCUUUAACAUGCUGUACACAGGUCCAGUCCCGGGCGAGCGAGGGGGCGAGCUUGCCAUGGGUGGGGGACGCAGCGAGACCUCGGCGCUGGCAGGGACGGGAGGGGGGCGGGGCACCACCACGACCCAGAAUUCCCAGCGGCCCAACGCCUGCUGCUUCUGCUGGUGCUGCUGCUGCAGCUGCUCAUGUCUCACUGUCAGGAAUGAAGAGGAGAGGAGGAGGAGGAGGAGGAGGAAGAGGAAAUCACAGGACACCAAGAUGGAAACCAUACCAAACUGUGAAGCUUGCACCAAACCCUCGGUGGAGGAGGUCCGGCUGUGGUCUCAGUCCUUCGACAAGCUGAUGAAGAACCCGGCGGGCCGCAACGUGUUCCGGGAGUUCCUGCGGACGGAGUACAGCGAGGAGAACAUGCUGUUCUGGCUCGCCUGCGAGGACCUCAAACAGGAAAUCAACAAGAGCAGCAUCGAGGAGAAAGCACGCUCCAUCUACGAGGACUACAUAUCCAUACUGUCGCCCAAAGAGGUGAGCCUGGACUCGCGGGUUCGGGAGGUGAUCAACAGGAGGAUGCAGGAGCCGACGCCUCACACCUUCGAGGACGCUCAGCUGCAGAUCUACACGCUGAUGCACAGGGACUCGUACCCUCGCUUCCUCUCCUCCAGCAUCUACAAGUCCCUGACCUGCAGCGGCUCCCGCACCUCCUCCGAGUCCUAGUCCUCCUCCUCCUCCUCCUCCUCCUCCUCCUCCUCCUCCUCCUCGUCCCUGAAGAGUCCUACAUUUUCAGGAUCGAUGCCAAGACCUCCUCGCUCCUCCAGACCUGAACUUCUCGAAACACCACAGACACCUCCCUGGACUCCUCCCUGGACUCCUCGCCUCUCCUCCUCAA